GUAGCAACCUAUAGCCAUGGCAGCUUCUUCUUGAAGGAUUAUGUGUUUAUAGAAACUCAAAGUAGACUCCAUUUAUACCUCUUCUUGUUUGAUGUGAUAAGGCUCUUACUUCAAUAAUUCAAUCACUCCAUCCUUAUAACUAUUUGUUUUGCUCUAAUCUUCUGAAUCCUUGAAAAUGGAGGAAAACCUUCCUCCUGGAUUCAGAUUCCAUCCAACAGACGAAGAGCUGAUUUCAUGUUAUCUUACUCCCAAGGUUUCCAAUAUCAACUUUACAUCAAAAGCUAUUGUGGAUGUUGAUCUCAAAAAGUGUGAACCUUGGGACCUCCCAGGAAAAGCAUCAAUGGGGGAGAAACAAUGGUAUUUCUUUAACUUGAGAGAUAGAAAGUAUCCAACGGGACUUCGGACGAAUCGAGCCACAGAAGCUGGUUAUUGGAAAACAACAGGGAAAGACAAGGAGAUAUAUAGAGCUGAAGUUCUGGUGGGAAUGAAGAAAACCCUUGUCUUCUACAAGGGUAGAGCUCCCAAGGGUGAGAAGAGUAAUUGGGUUAUGCAUGAAUACAGACUAGACAACAAGCAUCCUUUCAAGCCCUCUAAGGAGGAAUGGGUAGUUUGCAGGGUAUUUCAAAAGAGUGCAGCAGUGAAGAAACCACAGCAACAAACUACAUCCUCUCAGUCACCAUCUCCUGCAUCUCCAUGUGACACCAACUCCAUAGUCAAUGAAUUCGGAGAUAUUGAGUUACUUCCCAACUCCUCAGCCAAUAAUUUCACUAACAAUAAUGGCUUGAACAUGAACAUGAACAUGAACUUAUGGAGUAAUUAUGUGGCAAGAGAAGCAGCAUCAGCAUCAGCAGCAACUGCUACUCUUCCAUCUCUUUCAUGGCCUCCUCAUCAUAGCUUGCUGAGCUCGAACUUGUCGAUGAAUUCGUUGCUUUUGAAGGCACUGCAGCUCAGGAAUAGUACUACUUAUCAAGCUAACAAUGCAAGUAGUAGUGAUUAUUACUCAUUUAUGCAGCAAGGGAUGUCUCAAUUUGGGAAUUUGCAAGCUUCUUCUUCUUCUUCUUCAAAGGCUUUAGAGUUGCCACAGCAACAACAACAGCAGCAGCAGGAGCAACCAUUCAACUUGGACUCCAUUUGGUGAAAGCUGUAAUUAAUUAAAGUCUGAUCAAUUAAACUAACUUGGGUUAAAUACUUUGUAUUAUGCAUAAUAGUAAUAAUAAUAAUAAUAAUGUUGUAACAUUAUAUAGUUCAAAAUUGAAGAUUUUAGUGCUCAAGAGCUACUAGCGAGUGUUUAAAAUUAGUAAGUUGUUAUGUUAAAUGUCUAAAAGGGGAAAUCCCCAGUUCUUCA
Molecule: messenger RNA, 1345 nt
Organism: Tripterygium wilfordii
Lineage: Eukaryota; Viridiplantae; Streptophyta; Magnoliopsida; Celastrales; Celastraceae
Product: NAC domain-containing protein 46
Exons: 3
Coding region: 176-1138 (320 amino acids)
Biological process (GO): regulation of DNA-templated transcription
Molecular function (GO): DNA binding
Source: RefSeq, a predicted model, not a curated record